Molecule: messenger RNA, 1606 nt
Organism: Cheilinus undulatus (humphead wrasse)
Lineage: Eukaryota; Metazoa; Chordata; Actinopteri; Labriformes; Labridae
Gene: atp1b4
Product: ATPase Na+/K+ transporting subunit beta 4
Exons: 9
Coding region: 176-1237 (353 amino acids)
Biological process (GO): sodium ion transport; regulation of DNA-templated transcription; potassium ion transport
Cellular component (GO): nuclear inner membrane; sodium:potassium-exchanging ATPase complex
Source: RefSeq, a predicted model, not a curated record
CAUUCACUACGAUGCGCGCCUAGUUGAAGGAGGUGCUCCACACCCGCAUGCCUAAAACUUUCUAAUGAAACCCCCUAAAACUUUUUGACAAACCUUGAUUUUGUCGCUCUGAGGGUCAAGAGGAUUCUCGACGUAUUAAUCCGCGUUUAAAUCAUAAACAGGAAAACUUCAGAAAAUGGAGCCCAGUUCCACAGAGGGAGGAGCUGAGGAGAAGCUCCCAAAACAUCCUCCAUCAGGUCUUUCUCAUAAAGUGAUGCUCAAACAUGGCCAAGAGCUGGAGGAAGAGCAGGAGGAGUUGGCCGAGCACCAGCCUUUGGAGCAGGAAGACCUGAACUUUGAGAGAUGGAAGCGCAGGCCGCUACCUAAGAGGACGCUGCACCAGAAAAUAGACGACCUGAAGAAGUACCUGUGGAAUGCAGAGACCAAUGAAUUCAUGGGUCGCUCUGGGAAGAGCUGGAGCCUCAUCCUCCUCUUCUACGCUGCACUUUAUAUGUUUCUGGCAGCCAUGUUUGGCGGCUGUUUGUUUUGCCUCAUGUGGUCCAUUAGUCCUUACCAUCCCACCUUCAAUGAUAGAGUGAUGCCACCAGCACAGUUGACUGUCUCUGGGUCUCCACUGGCAGGUAUGACGAUGGCCCCACACCUAGAGGGCCACGACAUUGCCUUCAACGCCUCGGAUCGCAAAUCCUGGAAGAAGUACGUCAGGUCUAUGGAUGAACAUCUACGAUCGUAUAACGACGGUGCUCAGGACAGGAAGAACAUUCGCUGCACACAGGACAGGUACUUCAUGCAGGAUGACUUGGAGGAGAGCGCAGAGCGGAAAGCGUGUCAGUUUAAAAGGUCCUGGUUGGGGGACUGUUCGGGGCUGCAGGACCCCCACUAUGGCUAUUCUCAGGGAAGGCCAUGCAUCCUCCUCCGAAUGAACCGGAUACUUGGUUAUCUACCGGGCCAGGGCAAGCCAAUAAAUGUGACUUGUGGAGUUAAGAAAGGACCCCCUGAAGCUUUGGGAUUAAUCCAGUUCUUUCCUAAAAGCUUUUUUGACCUGAAGUAUUAUCCAUACUAUGGGAAGCUUAGACAUGUAAACUACUCCUCACCAGUGGUGGCUGUGCGUUUUGCAGGACUGCAGUACGACACUCACUUCCAAAUACAGUGCAAACUGAAUGGAAAAGAUAUCAUUAACGAUUCACCUACUGACCGCUACUUGGGAAGUGUGACCUUUUCUUUGACUGUCGGAGCAUAAGCAGGAUGUGCUGCGACAGUGAAGCAGAAAAAUACUCAAAAAGUCAUAAUGUGCCAAUUUUCCGUGAAUCUCCCCCACUUUUACUUAAAUAUCCAUGUCUCCUGCUGUGAAACAAAUCCCCGAGAAUUAUUAAUUUACUGUAAUUUCUACCGAUGUUUCUUUGUGCUUUGAGUGCUUCCAGCACCUGCAGCCACAAGACACAGUGCUGAGCACAAGACAAAUGCAUAGUGUGCUACAACUCUUGAUAUGUUGUUUUAUUUAGCAAGAUUAAUCAAACUAAAUUACCUGUUGCCCAACAAAUUAGCAGUUUUGGCUAUGCAAAUCCAAUUGUGACUUAAAACAUUAAAAGGCAAUAGAUGUUUUGUUUUA